Messenger RNA from Microtus ochrogaster (prairie vole), 1754 nucleotides. Its product is annotated as sialic acid-binding Ig-like lectin 12. Gene Ontology annotation, cellular component: plasma membrane. Gene Ontology annotation, molecular function: sialic acid binding. NCBI's taxonomy places the organism in Eukaryota, Metazoa, Chordata, Mammalia, Rodentia, Cricetidae. The record is from RefSeq and is a predicted model, not a curated record. Gene Ontology annotation, biological process: cell adhesion.
GCAGCUUCAGCUUGACAUGCUGCCGCUGUUGCUGCUGCUGCUCUGGGGGAUGAAGGAGGUAGAGGGUGGGCCUGAUGCCAUGGAGGGUUUCAGCCUGAAUGUAAAAAAGAGGGUCGUGGUGCAAGAGAGCCUGUGUAUCCAGGUACCCUGUAGGUUCACCUAUGGCAAGGAGGAAUGGAGUGACUCAGACCCAGCUUAUGGAUACUGGUUCCGGGACAGAGCCAAUCCACUGCAGGAUCCUCCAGUGGCCACAAAUAACCCAGGGCGGCCAGCACUGAAUACGACCAAGGACCGAUUCUUCCUGCUCGGAGAACCACUGAAGAAAAACUGCUCCCUGUACAUCAGAGAGACCAGGAAGGACGACGCGGGGUCAUACUUCUUUCGCCUGGAGAGAGGAAAAACGAAGUUUAGUUAUAUGCUAAACAUGAUGACUCUGCAAGUGACAGACCUCACUUACGCCCCUGACAUCCUUAUCCCGGAGACCCUGGAGGCUGGCCGUCCCAGCAACCUGACCUGCUCUGCGCCUUGGGCCUGUGGGUCCCCCACCUUCUUCUGGACUGGUUCCUCUGUGUCACUCUUGAGCACCAACACCACUGGCUCUGCAGUGCUGACUGUCACCCCCCAGCCCUGGGACCAUGGCACCAACCUCACUUGUCAGGUGACCCUGCCUGGAGCUGGUGUGACCACAAGAACGACCAUCCGUCUCAACGUGUCAUAUGCUCCAAAGAAUCUGACUGUGACCAUCUCUCAAGGAGCUGACUCAGAAUCCAUAACCCCAGAGAACGGCUCAUCUCUUCCUGUCUCUGAGGGCCAGUCUCUACGCCUCCUCUGUAGCACCGACAGCUAUCCCCCUGCAAACCUGAGCUGGACCUUUGAUAACCUGAGUCUGUGCCCCUCGAAGCUGUCCAAACCUGGGCUCCUGGAGCUGUUUCCUGUACAUCUUAAGCAUGAAGGAGUGUAUACCUGCCAAGCUCAGCACGCCCUGGGCUCCCAGCACUUUUCCCUGAGCCUGUAUCUACAGCGCGGUACAACUUUAUCUGAAGUGACAAUGGGGGCCUUUGUGGGUGCCGGAGCCACAGUCCUCCUCUUCCUGCUUUGCGGCAUCUUCCUCCUGGCGGUGAGAUCCUGCAGGAGGAGACCAGCCAGAUCAGCUGCGGGACCUUCCGAUCCAAACGCCCUCAAGGGCUCUGUUUCUCAGAGUCCCCUGGUCGAACCCCAGGCAGACAACAGCUCUGAACCCCUGCCUUGCACAGCUGAGACAGCAUCCUCUGCCGCAGAGGAAGACAUACAUUAUGCAUCCCUCAGCUUUCGUGAGAUGAAGCCCAAGAGUUCACAGGGGCAGCAGGACACCACCACUGAGUACUCAGAGAUAAAGUUCCACAAGUGACCUGCAUGGCUGUGGCCAUGGCUGGAGGAACAUGGCUAUGCCGGAUAGAGAGUGAAAGAGACUCGGAUCCUGGCUGGCUCUGGAGAAGGACAGAGUCCACUAGGUCUGUGUGCACAGGACUUCAGAGCCAUUCCUCCAUCGCACAGGAGUUCUACUGCCCAUGCCCUGCACUCCUUGUCCACCGAUUCCCAGGCUCUGACAACCACUGGUGCCCAGGCAGCCAGAGCUUGACUUUAUUUUGAUUGUUGGUGUGUGGCUGUUCUGCCUGCUUGUAUGUCUGUGAGCCACUUACAUGCCUUGUGCUUGCUGAGGUCAUCAGAUCUCCUGGAACUGGAGUUACAGAGGGUUGUGAGCUGCCACAGGGGUG